AUGCCUCUGCCUCAACCACCGGCGGCCUCGCAGGCCUCACUGUCGGCGCCGUUUUCUGUAUGUCCAUCCCAGGAGGUGUGCUCGAGCUGGGAACUAGAACAACUAGAAAAACUGACAACGCACGGCAUCAAGACACCGGAUGCCUCUCGCUUUCGAUUGCCCAAGUCCAAGCGCAGCGGCAGCAAAGGCGGGACUGAUGCAGGCUUGACACCUGCCAGCGGUGCGACGGUGCGGCCGACUCCGCGGUUUGCGCCGUCGUGGCAGAGUCGAUCACACACGAGUAAUGUGCCGACGCCGGCAUCGCAGCCAGCCGCCCGCAAGUUUCGUGUUGACGGCGCGAUCAACACUGGCAGCCGAAGUGCUAGUGUGGUCGGCCGGCGGUUCCACAGUCAUGCGCCCUUGCUGCUGCAGAACCGCAACCACCAAGACCCGUUUGAGGGCGGCGGCGAUGCGAUUGAGGACGGCAGCUCCCCCAUACAAGGACCGCCGCAGACGCCACAGACGCCACAGCGGCGCCUUGAUGAGGAAGACGAUGGGUCACCAUUGGUUGUCCGGGAAUCACCGACGGCAACGCGGACGAAACAGCCUGCGCAACCACUGCACCUACCACGGCCAGGGAUUUUCUCAGUCUCCGCUGGUGCUCGGCGGCGGAAGCAGCGUUUGGAACUGGAGGACGAGAUUGAAGAUGUGGCACCCAGCAGGAGCCAUUCGGGAAGCGAGGGCGAGGGUGCCGGCGAGGGCGAGGACAAUAGCGGGGAGAGUGCGAUUUGUGCGGCCAACACUACCCCAAGAAGCGCCGCCACAUCUGUGCCUCCCGGUCGACCGCCACUCGCAGGGCAAAAAACAUCGGCGGCGCGUCUCUUGUCGUCGAUACAGCCCUUGAAACGGCGGCGCCUGUUUGUGUCGCCGGGCCUGAUUACGAGCUCGCCACCGAUUGCAGGAUCUGAUCAAGACGACGGUGAAAGCGGAGGCGGAGGCGGGGAUGUGGACGUGGACGUGGACGUGGACGACGGCCACGAAGCGAGAAAUGAUGGCCGUCCUUCGUUUGUCCCUUUAUUCAAAAUCAAGACGGGAAACAAGCUACGCCACGGCUGGGACGGUGACGACAUUGUGGACGCGGAGAGUAGCAGCGGCAGUGGCGAUGAUGGAGGACGAUACGGCAACGAAGAGAUACGAGACAUUGUCGACUAUGGCGAGCUGUUCGAGUAUGCGGACUCGUCCGAUGACGAUGGUCAUGGCCAUGCCGCGAACAAAGUGGACAACGAAAACAGCGACACUUACGAGGACGACGCUAUGAUGGACGACGAUCACGAUGAGGACCGACGAGAGGACGACUACGACGAGGACAUGAUGUUGGACCAAACACCGCCGCGCAUCCGUCGUGCAAGACAGAGGCAGCAAGAAAAGGAACAGGAACAGGAACAGGAGCAACAGCAGCAACAAGAGCAGAAACGACUGCAUAGUCAAAGACAGCGCCUGCCUACAUUUCAACGGGCUAGGCUGUUCAUGACACGAAAGUCGACCGAUCUGGCCGGGGACGAUGCGGAUGCUGCCGAGGGCGAGAGCCUGCCUGACGGUGAAUACACAAAUAACGGUGGCGAACACACGUCUGACCAAGACUUGACGACACCCGCUCGGCAGCAGCACUAUUACGAUGCGGUUCUCCACCAACCGCCGCCCGACUUUUUCUCGCCCCAGAAGAAGCGCCGCCGGAAGCAGAAGCGGCCUCGACACAGCAGGCACAGCAACGACGAUGAAAUGGACGGCCUGGAUGGGCUGGCGAGCCCGAGUGCUACGGCUGCCGCGGCCAUUACGGCCCCCGAACAGUACGUGCCUGGUGGACUGGCAGCGUCGCUGCGAGACUGGCUGCUGCAAGUCAAGAGCGGUGGUGGGAUGCACACGGCGACAUCGAUGCCUACGGCUGCAGGUGGCCUGGGUCGAUUUGUUAUCGAUGAGACACGGCAGAUGCCUGGGAUGGUGCGCCUUGCCUACUCAGACACGCCAUACCACGAGCCGCUCCGGAUUCUCUUCUGCGGCUCCGACGCCUUUAGCUGCGCGUCCCUGCAGGCGCUCUACGAUGUCAUGCUGCAGCAAAAGACCGACGGAAUGGCUGUGUCCCCGGACCGGCCCGGCCGCAUUGCUUCUCUUGAUGUUGUCGUCCGCCCCGCCAAGCGGAGUGGCCGUGGGAUGAAGCAGGCCGUAGACAGCCCCGUCAAAGUUCUGGCCACGCAGCUGGGCCUCCCCAUCCACGAGCGCGACACGUUUACCGGCUGGACGCCGCCGCCUGCCGCGUCCGGUCGCGGCAUCAACCUUGUCGUGGCCGUCUCGUUUGGCUUGUUUGUGCCUCCGCGGCUGCUGCGCGCUGCGCGCUUCGGUGGCCUGAACGUGCACCCGUCGCUGCUGCCCGACCUGCACGGCGCCGCCCCGAUCGAGCACGCGGUGCUGCUGGGCCGGACGCGCACGGGCGUGACCGUGCAGACGCUGCACGAAACGACCUUUGACGGCGGACGGCGGCUGCUGCAGGGUCCCGUCGAGGGCCCCGUCGAGGGCCACGACAAGGUCAAUGCCGAGCACCCCUUUGGCAUCGCCCUCCCAGACCGCGUGACGGCGGCCGACCUGCACGAGAGGCUGGCCCCCAUCGGCGCACACUUGCUGAGCGACGUGCUGCGGAGGGGUCUCUACCUGCCCGAGCGUGCGUCGGAGACGCCUGUCACGUACACCCCGCCAUUCCCUCCCGCAGCCGCGCCGAAACUGAGCAAGGCCGACCGGCAGGUGGUGUGGCGUCACGUGCCGGAGGUGAGCGCGGUGAGCGCAGUGAACGCGGCCCAAACGACGUCCGCCGACAUUGACCGCCGGGCGAGGGCGUUGGGUGCACUGUGGACACACUUGGAGACACGACCGUCGUCGUCCAACGCUCCUGGCGGUCAACGGAAGCGGGCCAUCCUCGACAACAUGGGCCUCGUAUCGUGUCCGACUGCUCUCCGCGAAGCGUUGCGGACUGCGUUGGUGGCAGACCAGGGCGGCGAAUGGCCAGGUGACGGUGUGAAGGCGCUGACGUUUGUGCAAGAUGCGGCAGGACAACAAGAACAGCAACAGCAUCAGCAACAGCAACAGCAACAGCGGGUGACGCUCCCCUUUGUCGUAGACGGGACGAGCAUUGUCGUGCCCGUGGGCGUGGAUCGCACAGACCUGGACAAUGGACACGCCUGUCUGCGGAUCGGCUCUAUUAAGAUUGAGGGCUACGGCACAAAACCCGCUGCGCGGGCCGUUGGGGCUUUUUCACGUACGACCGCGUUUGCCAAGGACAUUUCCUGGGACGUCGCCUUGCGUGGUUGA
Molecule: messenger RNA, 3336 nt
Organism: Sporothrix brasiliensis 5110
Lineage: Eukaryota; Fungi; Ascomycota; Sordariomycetes; Ophiostomatales; Ophiostomataceae
Exons: 3
Coding region: 1-3336 (1111 amino acids)
Biological process (GO): biosynthetic process; conversion of methionyl-tRNA to N-formyl-methionyl-tRNA
Cellular component (GO): mitochondrion
Molecular function (GO): methionyl-tRNA formyltransferase activity
Source: RefSeq, a predicted model, not a curated record